This is a messenger RNA of Sphaerulina musiva SO2202, 1672 nucleotides long. RefSeq lists its product as uncharacterized. Lineage: Eukaryota; Fungi; Ascomycota; Dothideomycetes; Mycosphaerellales; Mycosphaerellaceae. The record is from RefSeq and is a predicted model, not a curated record. The coding region runs from base 218 to 901 and encodes 227 amino acids. The transcript has 5 exons.
UGACUUUCCAUUCCAUUCCACUCUGUCUCCUCCUCUCCUCUCCCGUCCAUUUCACUUGACUUCACUUCACUUCACCCGACUUCACCAACCUGAAGGGAUCCCUAUUUGUACACCUCCUAGGCCUCUAUACAGUAUUACCUACCCGUUCCUUCACUGCAGACCUACAAACACCUAUCAGACAUACCGGAACCAGUCCAUCCCAAAACCUUCCUUCAGUAUGCGUGCAAGAACUGCCACCACCAUCUUGACGGCCGCCACCACAAUCGCUGCACAGAGCGUCGUGGUCAUUAUCGAAACCAGUCAUGGAGGAGCCGGCGUGGGUCUCACCAACACGUCCAUCACCGUGCCUCUCUCCAUUUACUACACCAAUCCCGCCCUGGAUGCCGUCUCCACCCUGUACCUGACGCAGGCCUCGGGCGUGAACCUCACCGCCGUGACCUGCACGCCAUAUCGUAAUGCGGAUGCCUCGGACAAUGCGGGCCUCCCCUUCAACAGCACCACUCCCAGCUUCAUCUCGACUAACACUCAACAAAUCGGAUCCGUCUUUUGCAACGCCACGACCAGUCCGAAUAGCAAGCCCCCGCCGCAGACUCCCAUCUACUCCAAUACGACCACCUCCGCCCACAGUGCCAUACCCACUGCUCACAAUGUCACUUCGGUCUUUGUGACGACUGUUCCUGCUUCCGCCAAGCCAUCGCCAUCGACCUUCACGAGCGUGGAGACGUUCAGUGGCCCCAAUGGUCCCACCACGUCGACAUAUACCGCCGUGGUCAAUGUGCCUGCGCAGACGACGACUGCCGCCCCGAGUCUGAACAGCGAGGGAGCUGCUGCACCGGUCCGACGCGUCGGCACGUGGAUGGCGGGUGCUGUUGCAGUCUUGGGCUUGAUGGUCGCCUUGUGAGAAACUGGAGAGGGAUGAUGUGAAAGCGACGGCGAUCUGUGAGCGUGCUCGGAUGGGCUUGGCAUGGGAUGAUGGUGAUGAUUAUGAUGAUAAUGAUGUUGAUGGCAGUACUUGAGAUACCCUGGAUGCGUAUGCGAUGUUGGGACAGUGUAACGAGGAACGUUGAUAGAGUCGGAUGCAAAUCCUCGCAGGUGUUCUGGAUGGGAUCGUGUAGAUGUGUUGUCCUGGUAUGACCGUAUUGGCAACAAUCACAGUGUGUAGCGAAAUCCCACGAGCCCUUCCACCGGCUCACCUCCCGCCGCUGCUCGUUUGUUGGCUCGCAUAAAGGUGAUGUUCAGCAGCACCACAAUCACCAUGAUGAGUCCCGCUGCCGUAAUACACGUGGCGAUUCCGGGUGUAUAAUGGGGUUGAUCUUGAGUUCGAAAUACCAUGGAUCCUGUAACUCCUCCUAUGGCUCCCAAUCCUACAGAAAGGGCGGAAACUAGAGCUCUUUUCCAUUGGCCUCGAACAUUAUUCGCCUGCCACGUCAAAAUACAAGGUCCAUUCGCAGUCGAAGGAAUCGCCGCCAAAAACACACCAAAAUAUCUCACUCCGACAUUUUCCACGAAGCCGAUGAGGCAGAGACCAACCCCCACAGCGACACAAUUCCCCAAAAUAAACGGCGAUCGCACUCUCCACUGAUCCGCAUAAUACGCUUCAAUCCACGUCACACCCGCCGCGGCCAAAUAGGGCGGAGUGACCAAACAUUGCGAGACGGGAGUACUCAAGCCC